Molecule: messenger RNA, 2556 nt
Organism: Trichoderma breve
Lineage: Eukaryota; Fungi; Ascomycota; Sordariomycetes; Hypocreales; Hypocreaceae
Product: fibronectin type III-like domain-containing protein
Exons: 6
Coding region: 1-2556 (851 amino acids)
Biological process (GO): glucan catabolic process
Molecular function (GO): beta-glucosidase activity
Source: RefSeq, a predicted model, not a curated record
AUGUUGCCAAAAUCCAUCAUCGCCGUCAGCACUGUCCUGGCAGGCGUUGCGUCUGGCCAAGCGACCUCUCCUCCUAAAUAUCCUUCGCCAUGGAUCAACGCGGACUUUAACUGGGACGAUCCUUCUCCCGUUCCUACCAGCGGUCGAUCUUGGGCGGAGGCCUAUGACAAGGCUGUCCAGUUCGUGAGCAAACUGACUCUUCUGGAGAAGGUUAACCUCACUACUGGUGUUGGAUGGGAGGGCGGAAGCUGCGUAGGAAACACUGGAUCAAUUCCUCGACUUAAUUUUCCAGGUCUAUGCAACCAAGAUUCGCCCCUUGGUGUCCGUGACACGGAUGAAAACUCUGCCUUCCCAGCUGGAGUCAAUGUGGCAGCAACUUGGAGCCGCAGCUUGAUGUACGCACGUGGUGCGGCUAUGGGAGCUGAGCAUCGAGGAAAGGGUGUGGAUACACAGUUGGGACCUGUAGCAGGACCCAUUGGCCGUACGCCUGAGGGUGGCCGAAACUGGGAAGGUUUCAGCCCUGACCCGGUGCUCACGGGUGUUGGAAUGGCUCAGACUGUUCAGGGAAUUCAAGACGCCGGUGUGAUUGCCUGUGCCAAGCAUUUCAUCGGUAACGAGCAGGAACAUUAUCGCCAGGGCGGCGCUUCCCAGAAGACGAACGGACAGAACAACAAGCUCGCAGAAUCUUCCAACAUCGAUGAUGUUACUCUACACGAGCUUUACCUCUGGCCUUUUGCGGAUGCAGUCAACAACAGCUACGCAUGCCAAAACAGCUACAUGCUCAACUACAUCCUCAAAGAAGAAUUGAACUUCCAGGGCUUUGUCAUGAGCGAUUGGUGGGCACAGCAGUCUGGUGUUGCCAGCGCCCUGGCUGGUCUUGAUAUGACCAUGGCUGGAGAUCAAGGUCUCGCUUCUGGCGAUACCUACUGGGGAAGCAACCUUACCGCCGCUGUUAUCAACGGAACCAUUCCCCAAUGGAGACUCGACGACAUGGUUGUGAGAAUCAUGACCUCUUACUACAAGAUUGGCCGUGAUGUCACCAAGGUUCCUGUCAACUUCAACUCUUGGAGCUUGGAGACCACUGGGCCAAUCUAUGCACAGGAUCCAAGCAAGGGACAGACGACCAUCAACCAACAUGUAAAUGUGCAAGCCAACCACAAGAAGCUCAUUCGCCAGAUUGGUGGUGCUUCAACGGUCCUUCUGAAGAACACUAAGAAGGCACUGCCCUUGAAGAAACCCAAGAGUAUCGCCGUCAUUGGAAACGAUGCCCACGAUAACCCAGCUGGCCCCAAUGCUUGCAGUGACCGAGGAUGCUCUAACGUCAAGAACGGCUACCCCAUCUGGACCCUUGCUAUGGGUUGGGGAAGUGGCACUGCCAACUUCCCAUACUUGAUCAGUCCCGUUACUGCUCUUUCCGCCCAGGCCGAGCAGGACAGAACCGGCUUUAGAAACGUCAGCAACAACUUUGACUCAAAGGCUAUCAUCAAGGCAGCUACCGGUGCGGAGGCCGCUAUUGUGUUCGUCAACGCUGAUAGUGGCGAAGGCUACAUCACUGUCGACGGCAACCAGGGUGAUCGAAACAACCUUACCGCCUGGGGUGGUGGCGACGCACUGGUCUCGCUGGUUGCACAGCACAACCCAAACACCAUCGUUGUCAUGCACACUGUAGGACCCAUCAUUGUGGAAGACUACAAGAACAACCCCAAUGUUACUGCCAUCCUCUGGGCUGGUCUCCCUGGCCAAGAGUCUGGUAACGCCAUCACUGACGUUCUCUAUGGCAAGGUCAACCCACAGGCCAAGUCUGUGUUUACCUGGGGCAAGGACCGUGCUGACUGGGGCACCGAUGUCAUUUACGACACUGCCGAAGAUCCCGUACAGAUCCCGUAUACUGAGGGAACCUUCAUCGAUUAUCGUCACUUUGAUGCCGCCGGUAUUGAGCCAAGCUACGAGUUCGGUUUCGGUCUCAGCUACACUACUUUCACCUAUUCUGAUCUCCGAAUUACCAAACACAAGGUCAGCAAGUAUAAGCCUAACAAGGGAAAGACGUCAUCUGCACCCACAUUCGGAACUCUCAACAAGAAUCCUGCCAAGAAUGAGUUCCCCAAGAACAUUGAUCCCAUUAACCUUUACGUCUACCCAUACCUUGAAGGCCCCGUUCCCGAAGGACAGCCUGAAGACGUCCCUCCUGGAUCUCAGGAUGGCUCGCCCCAGAAGGUCGCCCCUGCCGGUGGCGCUCCUGGUGGAAACCCUGCCUUGUACGACGUUCUCUACACCGUCACAGCCGAAAUCGAGAACACCGGAAAGGUGACCGGUACCGAAAUUCCUCAGCUGUAUGUGAGCCUGGGUGGCCCAACCGACCCUGUCCGUGUUCUGCGUGGAUUUGAUGACAUUGAGAUCCUUCCUGGCCGAUCUGCCACUGUCACCUUCCAGUUGACCAGACGUGAUCUGAGCAACUGGGACUCAGCCAGCCAGAACUGGGUAAUCUCUUCUUACCCCAAGACUGUCUAUGUAGGCAGCUCUUCAAGGACUUUGCCCUUGAGCCAGGUCCUUCCUUAG